Molecule: messenger RNA, 1494 nt
Organism: Trichomonas vaginalis G3
Lineage: Eukaryota; Parabasalia; Trichomonadida; Trichomonadidae
Product: UDENN domain-containing protein family
Exons: 1
Coding region: 1-1494 (497 amino acids)
Source: RefSeq, a predicted model, not a curated record
AUGUUAAAAGGGUCAAUUUCUAACCAACUUCUCAAUUUUACAGCAGAAGAUGGUGACAAGUGGGAAAGUUGGCAUGCUUACGCACCUUUAUUUGAGGAAUUUAUGAUUUUAGGCCCUGAAGAUUUGGCUGUAAAUCCACAUCCUAAGGUAUUGUAUCAUUUCCCGGAAGAUUCUCAAACUGAACACAAUGCUUUAGCAAAAUUUCUAUUCGUUGACGGUGAAAAUUUCAGAAAUAUUGAUAUUUCUACAGAUCAUUUAGCAGAUAUCGAACUUUCAAGUGAUUACCCCGAACGUGAGCAAAUAGUAAUCACUCGAGGUGAAGCAGGUCGUACAACAUAUAUAUACUGUAUUCGCUUCAGAGGAUCAGCUUUUUCUCGUCCGGCAGUAAAUAAUGAAAAUUUACUAGACGAUGCGCACUUUUACAGAUCGAUAAAGGUUAUGCCAUCAUGUAUGUUUGCGUUUUGUAUAGUUUCUUAUCAUCCUUUUCAUUCUUUAUUAUUUCAUAUACUUAAUUUACUUUUAGAUAUAGAAACAAAAUACAGAAUUUCAUCUUACAACUUAAACAGCGCAGCACAUCUAUCAUAUUACAGAAAAAGCGGAAAAGGAGCAGAUAUCGUUUUUUGGCCAGAAUCUACUAUUGAAUUUCGAAAAGAAUGCCUCGAAACAUUUUAUCAGGCCUCUCUCCCAAUGUAUGGAGAGACAAUUUGCUUAUGUAUGAGCGGAUCUCGUCCUAUUUUUUGGAGAAUGCCAAAGAGAGAAGAUAUUGACAUACAGUUUGCUUGUUGGGGAAUAAGUACUCUUUUAGACUGGAUUUCUCUUGAUGAUUUAAUUACUUUACUUUCAUUUUUGUUAUUAGAGAAUUAUUUCGCAGUUGUUGGCACAAAUAUCGAAGCAAUCAGCAAAAUUACGACAGUACUACCUCAAUUAAUACUUCCUUUCUUCUGGACAUCUCCUGUUAUUUCAAUUCUUCCAAAAGAUCUUUUAGCUCUCUUGGAUUCACCUGUUCCUACCAUUCUCGGCAUAUAUAGCAAAUUUAGGAAACUAAUUCCAUCGCAUUACGUCAUUAUAGAUAUUGAUAAAAAACAUAUUUCGUAUCCGAACGAACCAAUGCUUAAAUUACCAAAGCAUAAGUUCCUUCGGAAUAUGCUUGCCCCAAUAUAUGAAGCUGGCCAAAUGAAUGUUGGAAUUGCUCAAAAUAUUCUUAGAAUUAUUUCGGAAUUCAUCAUAGAUACGAUUGUGAAGCAAGUUAUCUCUGCAUUGAUCACCAAGGUUAAUGAGAAGAAUACAGAGGGCACGAUGUAUCUUCCAGAUCUGUUUUAUUCCGUAUUUGACAAAGAAGAUCUUCCUUUCUUGAAGAAAAUGAACGAAACCCAGUAUUUCGUUGCUGCAAGAGAACAACUGUGCAGAAUGAAGACUUCAAUUAACUCUAACAAUCAAAGUUUUUCAUCUUUGAUGCAGCCAGAGGAAGGACCAAUAACAGCAUUCCAAAUAUGA